Messenger RNA from Neopsephotus bourkii (Bourke's parrot), 1451 nucleotides. RefSeq names its product POU class 3 homeobox 4 (gene POU3F4). Bases 106 to 1209 code for a protein of 367 amino acids. The record is from RefSeq and is a predicted model, not a curated record. The transcript has a single exon. Lineage: Eukaryota; Metazoa; Chordata; Aves; Psittaciformes; Psittacidae. Gene Ontology annotation, molecular function: RNA polymerase II cis-regulatory region sequence-specific DNA binding; DNA-binding transcription factor activity, RNA polymerase II-specific. Gene Ontology annotation, biological process: regulation of transcription by RNA polymerase II; brain development. Gene Ontology annotation, cellular component: nucleus.
UGCCAGUCGGCGGUCGGCCGCUGCCCGGGCCGCCGUGCCGGUGGAUGUCAAAGGCUGAAGCGGCGGCGCCGCCACAGUAUAACUCGUAGGGGCUGCGCGGCGGCCAUGGCCACAGCCGCCUCCAACCCCUACAGCCUGCUCGGCUCCGGCUCGCUCGCCCAUGCGGACGGCGCGGGCAUGCAGCAGGGGAGCCCCUUCCGCAACCCGCAGAAGCUGCUGCAGAGCGAGUACCUGCAGGGCGUCCCGGGCAAUGGGCACCCGCUGGGGCAUCACUGGGUGACCAGCCUCAGCGACAGCGGGCCCUGGCCCUCGGCGCUGGCCGGCGGCCCGCUGGAGCAGCCCGACGUGAAGCCGGGCCGCGAGGACCUGCAGCUGGGCGCCAUCAUCCACCACCGCUCGCCCCACGUCUCCCACCACUCGCCCCACGCCAACCACCCCAGCGCCUGGGGCGCCAGCCCGGCCCACAGCGCCUCGCUGGCCCCCCCCGCAGCCGCCGCCGCCGCCGGGCAGCCCCUCAACGUGUACUCGCAGGCGGGCUUCGCGGUGGGAGGCAUGCUGGAGCACGGCGGGAUGACCCCGCCGCCCGCCGCCGCGCAGGGCUUGCACCCGGGGCUGCGGGGCGAGGGCGGCGGGGAGCACGGAGAGCUGGGCGGGCACCACUGCCAGGACCACUCGGACGAGGAGACGCCGACCUCGGAUGAGCUGGAGCAGUUCGCCAAACAGUUCAAGCAGCGGCGCAUCAAGCUGGGCUUCACCCAGGCCGACGUGGGGCUGGCCCUGGGGACCCUCUACGGGAACGUCUUCUCGCAGACCACCAUCUGCCGCUUCGAGGCCCUGCAGCUCAGCUUCAAGAACAUGUGCAAGCUGAAGCCGCUGCUGAACAAGUGGCUGGAGGAGGCCGACUCCUCCACCGGCAGCCCCACCAGCAUCGACAAGAUCGCGGCGCAGGGGAGGAAGAGGAAGAAGCGCACCUCCAUCGAGGUGAGUGUCAAGGGCGUGCUGGAGACGCACUUUCUCAAGUGCCCCAAGCCGGCCGCCCAGGAGAUCUCCUCGCUGGCAGACAGCCUGCAGCUGGAGAAAGAGGUGGUGCGGGUCUGGUUCUGCAACCGGCGGCAGAAGGAGAAGCGGAUGACCCCGCCGGGCGAGCAGCCGCAGCACGACGUCUAUUCCCACGGCGUGAAAACGGACACGGCCUGCCACGACCUCUGACCGGGGCUGUCCGGGCAGUCAGGACUGCGGGCAGCGCGGAUUUUCCGCCGGGGCUUUAACUUAUGGUUUCCGAGAGGCAGGAGACGCGGAGCGGGUGCUCCCCGCCCGCCGCCUGGGCAAUAUUUUUUCUCUCUCCGACCUUUCCGCUGAUCAGUGCACGGUGUUUACUCGCAGACAAGGUUUGGUUUCGGUCACGACUAAGACGAAGGGGAAAAAAAAACAAAAACAAAACACAUACAAAA